This is a messenger RNA of Zalophus californianus (California sea lion), 7460 nucleotides long. RefSeq names its product Rho guanine nucleotide exchange factor 10 (gene ARHGEF10). Lineage: Eukaryota; Metazoa; Chordata; Mammalia; Carnivora; Otariidae. The coding region runs from base 1823 to 5251 and encodes 1142 amino acids. The transcript is spliced from 24 exons. Gene Ontology annotation, molecular function: protein binding; guanyl-nucleotide exchange factor activity. The record is from RefSeq and is a predicted model, not a curated record. Gene Ontology annotation, cellular component: centrosome. Gene Ontology annotation, biological process: actin cytoskeleton organization; positive regulation of stress fiber assembly; mitotic spindle assembly.
CCUGAGAUGUGGAACACAGUGAUACGAGGUGCUGGCCUGCCCGCCCUCAGUGCUGAGAGGUGGUGACCGACCAGGCCUGUCCCCAGCCCAAGACCCUCCCUUCCCAGGCCCUGGACAGCUCUGUCUUCUGUACCCUCAUGGGUGCUCUGGAAAGCAAGGACUCUGCAAGGUGUUCAUCUUGUUCUGUGGAAAGACAGGCCAUCUGAAGGCACAGGCAGGUAGACCAGGGAAGACACAGCCCUCCUCAGGCUCCGUGUAGCUGACGCUCCAUGUGCUUUAGCAUCGUAGAGGGCCUCAGAAUCCUGUGGUGGCAGGUGGGGGGGGGGGGUUCAGUGUGUCUAACCCACCUUUCAUCCAGAAUCCUCCAAACUGAUUUGAUUGUAGAUCUUUCUUUCAUGCCACUUGCCUUCAAAAAUGCUAUGUCACCUGCUUGAGAUGCCCAGGAAAAUCCCAUCUUCCAGGCGAACUGCUACUUCCAUUCCAGAACCGUGCCUACAUGUCUCAUUUCAUUCUUCCAGGACUCUGUGAGCACACCUGCAUUAAAACUGAUUGCUAUGUGCUCUCGCUGUUAUUUCCUGUGCCCCUUCUGCUGCUGGGUAAGAAUUUUACGAAGUUAAAGACCAGGUUUACCAAGGGUUGUAGCAUGGUAUGUGUGCCUGUGUGUUGAUCCUGGGCAGCCGUAUUGAGGUAUAAUCCACACACCACGCCUUUUUCAAGUGUACUGCCCUGUGGGUUUUGGUGCAUUGCAUCAUGUUUUAAAAUUGUUUUUAAAACUUAUAGUUAAAAUCUAUAUAACAGAAAAUUUAGCCAUUUUAGCCAUUCUAAGUAUAACGUGUAGUGACAUCUUGUGCGUUUAUGUGUAUUGUAUAACCAUCACUACUAUUUACUUUCAGAAUUUUUCAUCUUCUCAAACAGAAACUGUCCAUUCUGUGGUAAUCUAGCAUCCCCGGCACAGCCCCAGAGAAUCUCUUCUCUGCGUGCCAUCUCUGCGAGCUUGCCUACUCCGGCUAACUCGUAUAAUUGGAAUCCUGGUAGUUGUCCGUUUGUGUCUGGCUUAUUUCACUUUGCGUCAUGUUUGCAAGGCUCCCCCAUGUUGUAGGGUGUGUCGGGAUUGCCUUCCUCUUCAAGCCUGAAUAAUAAUCCUUUGUGAGUCCAUAUUGACCUCUCGAUGGGCACUUGGGUGGUCUCCACCUUCGGGCUCUUGUGAGUAAGGCUGCUGGGAAUUGCCGGCGUACAGCAUCUGAGUCCUUGCUCCCUACCCCUUUGGCUCUAACCUGGGAGUGGUCUGCUGGAUCUUGUGGUGAGGCUGUAUUUAACUUUUUGAGGACCAGCACACUGUCUUCCACAGGGGCUGCGCCAUUCUACAUUCCCAUCAGCAAUGUACAAGUUCUGAUUUCUUCGUAAGAUCACCGAACUUAUUUUCCAUUUUUAAAGAUUAUAGGCGGUGAAGGCCCGUCGGUCACUCUGGUGUGACUUUCUGACUGGCACCGUGUGUGACGCCUAACAGACCCUUAAGAAGGUCUGGUGGAGAACUGGAAGCCAGUUCAGGUCUUCCCGAGCAGGGACUUCAUGUCUUCUUGUAUUUGUCAUGCCAGGUCCUGUGCCGUGCUUUCAGUGGGCCUUCAAAAGCAUCGUAAAUAGCAGGGAAUGGAAGCUUGAACUCGGGCUCUGUGUUGAGAAGCCGCAGCUGGGUGUUAAAUUGGGAACGUGCAGAUUAGACCUGCUGAGUGAGGGGGCUGAAGCCUCCCGCACGUGUCUGCAGGUGGCUCCCUCAGCCUCCCGGUGACCGAUUUGGGGGAGUGAACACCCCAGGGUGACUUUGAUGGAAGGCACGGCUCCGGUACCCCCACACAAAGGCAGCCUGGUCCCCAGACCUAUCCCAUAUGCAUCCCAGGACCAGGGCAGUGACGACCGGGUGCACAAGGAGGACAGUGCGCUCGCUCGGUGGGUUGCGGACCCAGCCAACACUGCGUGGAUGGAGAAUCCAGAAGAAGCCAUUUAUGAUGACGUGCCAAGAGAAAAUUCAGACUCUGAACCAGAUGAGAUGAUUUACGAUGACGUUGAGAAUGGAGAGGAAGGUGGGAACAGCUCUUUGGAAUACGGCUGGAGCUCCAGUGAAUUCGAAAGCUACGAGGAACAGAGUGACUCGGAGUGCAAGAACGGGGUCCCCAGGUCCUUCCUGCGCAGUAGCCACAAGAAGCAAAUGCAGAAGCUCAUGAAAGCCGCCAAAGAGGGCACGAAGGACGGGCUCGAGAAGACAAAGGCCGCCGUGAAGAGAGGCCGCUCUCUCAUUCGGACCAGGUCCUUCAUGGCUCCAGAUCACAGACCCUGUCUUGAAGAGGAGCAGAAUUUAUUUAUUGAUGUUGACUGCAAACAUCCAGAAGCUGUCCUCACCCCGAUGCCCGAAGGUCUAUCUCAGCAGCAGGUCGUAAGAAGAUACAUCCUGGGCUCAGUGGUCGACAGCGAAAAGAACUACGUGGAUGCCCUGAAGAGGAUUCUGGAGCAAUACGAGAAGCCGCUGUCGGAGAUGGAGCCAAAGAUCCUGAGCGAGAGGAAGCUGAAGGUGGUGUUCUACCGAAUCAAAGAGCUGUUGCAGUGCCACGGCAUGUUCCAGAUUGCGCUGGCCAGCCGCGUGGCUGACUGGGACUCCGUGGAAACCAUCGGGGACGUCUUUGUGGCUUCGUUUUCCAAAUCCAUGGUGCUCGACGCCUAUAGCGAGUAUGUGAAUAAUUUCAGCACAGCGGUGGCAAUCCUCAAGAAAACGUGUGCUACAAAGCCUGCAUUUCUCGAGUUUUUAAAGCAGUGCCAGGAGUCCAGCCCCGACCGCGUCACGCUCUACAGUCUGAUGAUGAAGCCCAUACAGAGGUUCCCACAGUUCAUUCUGCUGCUCCAGGACAUGCUGAAGAAUACAUCCAAAGGCCACCCUGACCGGCUGCCCCUUCAGAUGGCACUGACGGAGCUGGAAACCUUAGCGGAGAAGCUGAAUGAGAGAAAGAGAGACGCUGACCAGCGCUGCGAGAUCAAGCACGUCGCCAAAGCCAUUAACGAGAGAUACCUGAACAAGCUUCUCAGCAGUGGGAAUCGGUACCUCGUGCGAUCUGACGAUAUGAUAGAAACCGUUUACAACGACAGAGGAGAGAUCAUUAAAACGAAGGAGCGCCGCAUCUUCAUGCUGAGUGAUGUGUUAAUGUGUGCCACGGUCAGUGCACGCACCUCGGACAGCAACACGAUAAUGUCAACCAGCCAAAGGUAUUUAUUAAAGUGGAGCGUUCCUCUUGGACACGUGGAAGUAAUAGAGUAUGGCAGUAAUGAUGGUGCUGGAGAAAACAGGUGUCCCCCUGUGCACUCACCCGAGAGCCUGGCGGUGGUUGCCAACGCUAAGCCAAACCAGGUCUGUGUGGGGCCAGGGCAGCUGUAUCAAGACUUACAGAACCUGCUGCAUGACCUAAACAUCGUCGGUCAGAUCUCUCAGCUCAUCGGGAACCUCAGAGGAAACUACCAGAACUUAAACCAGUCCGUGGCCCACGAUUGGACGUCGGGUUUACAGAGGCUCAUUUUGAAGAAGGAAGAGGAAAUCCGUGCGGCGGAUUGCUGCCGAAUCCAGCUGCAGCUCCCGGGGAAGCAGGACAAGUCGGGGCGGCCCACGUUCUUCACUGCUGUGUUCAGUACCUUCACCCCUGCCAUCAAAGAGUCUUGGAUCAACAACCUGCAGAUGGCCAAGCUCGCCCUGGAGGAGGAGAACCACAUGGGCUGGUUCUGUGUGGAAGAUGAUGGGAAUCAGAUCAAGAAGGAAAGACACCCUCUCCUCGUGGGACACAUGCCGGUGACGGUGGCCAAGCAGCAGGAGUUCAAGAUUGAAUGUGCUGCUUACAAUCCUGAACCUUGCUUGAAUAAUGAGGCUCAGCCGGAUUCGCUGUCCACCGCACACGGCUUCCUGUGGAUCGGAAGCUGCACCAGCCAGAUGGGCCAGAUUGCCAUCGUCUCGUUUCAAAACUCCAACCCCAAAGUCAUUGAGUGCUUCAACGUGGAGUCUCGAAUCCUGUGCAUGGUGUUCAUCCCUGCAGAGGAGCGGCACGCGGAGCCCGAGACCGCGGCCGGGAGAGCACCGGGCGUGCCCACCGUCUGCCUGGGGACCGAGGAGGGGAGCAUUUCUGUGUAUAAAAGCAGUCAAGGCUCCAAGAAGGUGCGUCUGCAGCACUUCUUCACCCCGGACAAGUCCACGGUCCUGAGCCUCGCCUGCACACCCCAGAGCCUGUAUGCCGGCCUGGUCAAUGGCGCCGUGGCCGUCUAUGCAAAAGCAGAAGAUGGAUCCUGGAAUUCCGAACCUCAGAAAGUGAUAAAAUUAGGCGUCCUGCCGGUUAGAAGUCUUGUCACGACGGAGGACACGCUGUGGGCAGCUUCUGGGGGCCAGGUGUUCACAGUCAGCACCGAGACCCACGUGAUAGAGAACCAGCUCGAGGCCCACCAGGAAGAAGGCAUGGUGGUCUCUCACAUGGUCAUCGCUGGCGUGGGGAUCUGGAUCGCCUUCACCUCCGGGUCCACACUUCGCCUCUUUCACACUGAGACACUCAAGCAUCUGCAGGACAUCAACAUAGCCACCCCCGUUCACCAUAUGCUGCCAGGGCACCAGCGCCUGUCCGUGACCAGCCUGCUCGUCUGCCACGGCUUGCUGAUGGUCGGCACCAGCCUGGGCAUCGUGGUGGCCUUGCCCGUCCCGCGUCUGCAGGGCAUCCCCAAGGUGACUGGAAGAGGCAUGGUCUCCUACCACGCGCACAACGGGCCUGUCAAGUUCCUGGUCAUGGCCUCCGCCGCUGUCAGGACAGACAAGGACAAGCCUGCAGACAGCCCACCCCCCGGAGCGGAGCCCCAGGACGAAGAGCAGAAGGAGGCGCUGCCCUGCGAGGGGCCCAGCCUGAGUCCGAGCGGCGCAGACGCCAUCUGGCUGGGGGACUCGCUGGGCUCCGUGACUCACCGAAGCGAUUUCUCCUCGUCCUCUGGGUCGCUGACCCCCUCACAGGGCUCAGGCUCCCUGGAGCCCAGAUCAGAGGAGACCAUGGUCUACGACCUCCUGCGGUUCCCCAGCGUCCUGCCGAGCAGAGGGCGGCGGGCCAGGAGGGCGAAAGCCAGCUCGGUGCUGGUGGCGUGUGGGGGCCAGGGCCACCGGCGGGUGAGCAGGAAGGCCCGGCAGCAGCGCCCAGAGGAGCUGGCCUCCUCUGUCAUGGUCUGGCAGAUCCCCCUGCUGAACGCGUGAGUCGGGGCGUUGGCGGCCGAGGACGGCUCUCAGCUGGGUUGGGUGACCUGGCGGGCUGUAGACUGUCUACACUGGUUGAGGAUGAAUUAGGUCUUUGGGGAAGGCAUGUGCAAUAUCGUUGUGGUGUCGUGGUGGUGGGUUCCUGCCGGCCCGUCCCCUCUGUCCACGCAGAGGCAGGUGCAGCUGCUGUGAGGAGGCAGCACAAGGGGGCCGUCGGGAGCUGCGGGAGGGCACCCCGCGCUCCUGACCGCCGCAGUCCACGUACACGCCCGGGGUGCCCCAGACCGACUCCUGGGCCCUGCUACCCUGAGAAUUUGCAGACUGAGAACGUCUGGGAAGAUAUAGCCUGUUCAGUAGUAUGGACACUUACUAACAAUUCUUAGAAUAAUAACUUUACUUGAUUCAGAGUCACUGCUUUUAUUUAUAUUGUCUGUCUUUAAAUUCUGGAGUAGAGUUUGUAACAAUGAAGAAAGCCAGUGAACACACACCAGUCCAGUGGGUCUGCUGGACUGGUUUGCUUUCUGAAGCGAACUGGGUUUUCCAAAGUGGUACCCUGUGUGUAUUGUAUAUUUUAACAAAGUGGUAUUUUUAUAUUGCUUUUUUUGUCUAUUAAAAAUUAACAGUUAACGUUUCAGUCAAUACAUGAUCUGUAACAUUUCACAAAUAAUGUUUGCUUUGAACCAAAAUGCUCAAAACCUCAUCGACAUUUGUACUCGAGCAUCAACGCCAAACUCUUCCUCCCUCCUCGCGUCCAAGAGUAUUGAUGCCCAUGUUCGAAAAGUGUGUGUUUCCCGGUUGUAGGAAAUGUGCAGAGAGUGCGCUGGCCGGCUCUUUCACGGUGCUAGUCAGUGUGGCUGUGGGACGCGGGCUGAGGCGGGCAGCCCUGCCCUCAACGCGCCCCGUCCCUCAGCCGCAUCUCCCACGGGCGCACAGGCUCUGCUCUGCGCUCACGAAGCCGGUGCGCACGUCCGGGUGUGCGGCUGAGCAGCGAGUCUGUGGCUCCCCACGUGGAUUCAUCCAUCCGUGUUGUACUUACUGAGGGCUUUAAGACCGUUACUGCAGGCGUCACUGGAGGUAAAUUUCUCAGCACUUUACAGAUGACUAAAAAUGCUAAUUUUAUGACCCAGCCAAAUAUUUUCCAAGGUGCAUAUAUACCCCCACCGUGAAAGUAAUAUCUUCCCAAGCUUCCUUACAUUGUUAGUUGCUAUCUUAAAUCAUCAAUAAAGUCUUUUUAUUUAAAAAUACAGUAUUCGAAUUGCCUUUUCUUCCCCCAUGAACCGUGGAGGGGCACUUACGUUCUGUUCUGGCAAGGUGAGUGAUGGCCUGGUGGGCCCUUUGGGAUUCAGGCACACCACCUGCCUGUUUGGGAGUUUGGUACAAACUCCAGAGACUGUCACAACCUGUGUAGGAAAGUAUGCUGUGAUUCGAGGCAGGUGCCGAGAAAUGUUCAAGGACUCACGUACUUGCCAGUUUGUAUUUUGAGUGACAUCAUGAGUGGAACGAAUUUCAUGUAAAAUACAGAAAUAUCUGUUGUAGACCAGGCUCCAUAUUAUUUGCGCUGACUGAAACCGUGGAACUUCUUGGUCUUUCUAUGGGUUAAAUAAAACAGAACUACUCUGAUGUGAAUUUUAUUGAAACCUUGGUACUCAAAGGUGUUUGGUCUUCAUCAAUAUCUCAAAAAACUCAAAACCACUAAGUUUUCUUACAGCAUAAGUAAGUAAAGAAACAAAACAAAACAAAACAAAAGACAUGGCACCCAUUGAGGUUUACACUUAUUUUAGAAUACCGACACAUUUAGACAAAUCUCCCGUGAUGCCGUAUAUUGUACUCACGGGUCAGAAGUCUGGCCGGGCUCUGUGCAGGGAAGGGCCUCCCUGUGGGGCCGUCACUGUCUCUGUGGCCGCGCACCUCCCAACAGAGCGCUGAGCCCCUCCUGGGCGGCAGACGGCUUAGGGACAGCAGGCUGCCUGGGACCCAGGGCCACGCGGGUGUGUCUGUCCCCCCGCUUGCAAGGAGACCGGGAUUCACCACCCUGCCUUGGGGCGAGGCCGGGUUCCCUUGGGCCCCCCAGCCCCGGGGCAACAGCUGGUGGGCCCGUGUGCCUCCGUGUGGGCUUGGCUGCCCGGCAGCGUCCUGGGACCAACAGUGUCUGGCCACGGGUGUGGGUGAGUUUGGGCCAGUGCUGUGCACUGGAUGCGUCCCCCAAAAU